This is a messenger RNA of Zerene cesonia (dogface butterfly), 962 nucleotides long. RefSeq names its product fibroin light chain-like (gene Fib-l). Bases 1 to 807 code for a protein of 268 amino acids. Gene Ontology annotation, cellular component: extracellular region. NCBI's taxonomy places the organism in Eukaryota, Metazoa, Arthropoda, Insecta, Lepidoptera, Pieridae. The record is from RefSeq and is a predicted model, not a curated record. The transcript is spliced from 7 exons.
AUGCUGCCUUUCGUGUUAUUACUGCUCGCCGCGCAGAGCGCAUUCGCCGCCCCUUCCAUAGCUGGAGUAACUUUCUACUCCACCAACGAACUGUCCUCCGCACCCGACAAUGGAAACGCUGUUAACAGUUAUGUCAUCACCGGACCCUUCGAGUACCUAGAUGGCGCUGACAUGCCUCUCUACGCUCAAAUGUUGAUCCAGAUCCUUGCUGACCUUGGCAACAGCGCUGACUCUGUCAGCCAGUCAUCAGCCCUCAUCCAGGCUGUUGCUGCUCUGGGAGAACUCGCUAAUGGCAUCCCUGGGGACUCCUGUGAAGCUGCUGGACUUAUCAACGCCUUCGCUUACGCUUCAAGCUCAGGCAACAACGCCGGCCUCAUCCCAGCUUUGGUAAACUUCGUGGAACGUCUUUCCAACCACAUCGACACUAUCUCCCAAUUGAUCGUCAACCCUAACGCCGUCCGUUACUCCGUCGGUCCUCGCGGAAGCUGCCUCGGAGGAGGUAGAACUUACCAAUUCGAAGAGACAUGGGAUGCUAUCAUGAACAGUGCCUCACCAGCUCAAAGCGCCCUCCUGAACGAAGAGUACUGUGUGGCCAGACGCAUGUACAAGGCGUUCAACGUUCGCAGCAACAACCUCGCCGCCGCCAUCACCGCGGCCAACAUCCCCUACGUCACUCAGCUGUCGCAGUUAGCUGCACCCCAGCUGAGUCAGUUCUUGCGCUUAGUAGCCAACGGAAAUAACCCCACCAGUGCUGCUGCAGCAACCAAGGUCAGCCUUCUCCAAGGACUCUCCAAGAUUCAAUACUAAACCCUCCCUAUAAUUUUCAUAUAUAUCAUGUAUAAAGAUACAGUCAUCUAUAUCUUUAUGAAAUUCUGUAUAUAACACUGAUGAAUCGAAAAAAUUAUUAUUUAUGUAUUUGUUAAUAAAAUUACACAAAUAAUGUAUAGUAUUGUAAAUAUAAG